AUGAGCUUCUGCAAGGACUGUAUUCAAGGCGUACGCCACGAGGGUGAGCCUCAAGGAACGCUUGAGAUCAUCGACGGUGUUACUUGCUACGUCGCCACCCCUACUGUUGACUAUCCCAAGGACAAAGUCAUCCUCUUCCUGCCGGAUGGUUUCGGUAUCGAGCUUGUCAAUCCCAAGCUCCUCGCUGAUGACUUUGCAACCAACGGCUUCAAGGUCAUCGCGGUCGACUACUUCAACGGCGAUAGUCUUCCCGCUGACAUCAUGAACUCUGGCUCGUUUAACCUAGAGGCAUGGUUGGCUAAACAUGGAAACGAGCAGACGCGCCCUUCCCUCGAUAAGGUCAUUGCCGUGCUCAAAGAGGAAGGUGUCACCAAGUUCGGGGCCACUGGCUACUGCUUCGGCGGUCGUUAUACUUUUGACCUUGCGUUCGACAACGUCAUCCAGUGCGCCGUGGUCUCCCACCCCUCGCUCUUGAAGGUCCCCAACGACCUCGAGACGUACUUUUCCAAAUCACAGGCGCCUCUCCUGAUCAACUCUUGUGAAGUCGAUCAGGCGUUCCCUACCGCAGCCCAAGCAAAGGCCGAUGAAAUCUUUGGCGAUGGGAAAUUUGCCCCAGGGUACAAGCGCGAGUACUUCCCUGGAUGCACGCACGGGUUUGCUGUACGUGGGGAUAUCAAAGACCCGCUGGUCAAAGCUGGGAAGGAGGGAUCGUUCAAGGCUGCUGUGGAGUUCUUCCUGGAGCACUUGUAA
This is a messenger RNA of Suillus subaureus, 750 nucleotides long. RefSeq names its product Alpha/Beta hydrolase protein. Bases 1 to 750 code for a protein of 249 amino acids. The transcript has 8 exons. Gene Ontology annotation, molecular function: hydrolase activity. The record is from RefSeq and is a predicted model, not a curated record. Lineage: Eukaryota; Fungi; Basidiomycota; Agaricomycetes; Boletales; Suillaceae.